This is a messenger RNA of Penicillium subrubescens, 720 nucleotides long. RefSeq lists its product as uncharacterized. The transcript has a single exon. The coding region runs from base 1 to 720 and encodes 239 amino acids. NCBI's taxonomy places the organism in Eukaryota, Fungi, Ascomycota, Eurotiomycetes, Eurotiales, Aspergillaceae. The record is from RefSeq and is a predicted model, not a curated record.
AUGUCUCGACUCUCCAACUACCGAUUACUAUGUUUCGACGUCUACGGCACUCUCAUCGAUUGGGAGAACGGCAUUAUCGCCGCAUUACAACCACUCCUCACAACCAGCACCACCGAGUUCUCCCGCAAGCACCUGCUGACCCUCUACCAAGAGCUCGAAAGCGAACAGCAGCGAAUCACCCCCGACAUGCCUUACUCCGAACUCCUAGCCACAGUGCAUCCCCACUUAGCCACACGCCUUGGCCUACCCACCCCCAAUGACGCCGAUAACCAACGCUUCGGCGCGUCAGUAGGUACUUGGCCCGCCUUCCCAGACACAGUCGACGCCCUACGGCGCCUGUCGCAGCACUACAAGCUGGUAGUCCUCUCCAACGUGGACCGGGCCUCAUUCGCCCGGUCCAAUGCCGGCAGUCUACAAGGAUUCCCCUUCGACCGCAUCAUCACAGCGCAGGAUGUGGGCUCGUAUAAACCCGAUGCGCGCAACUUCGCAUACAUGAAGGCGACCGUGCAGGAGGAAUUCGGUGUGCGACCCGAGGAGAUCCUCCAAACGGCGCAGUCACAGUUCCAUGAUCAUCGGCCAGCGCGGCAGGCGGGGAUUCGAUCGGUGUGGAUUGAAAGGCCUGGAGCCACAAUGGGAAAUACAGUGGAGGAGCCCAUUUUUGAUUGGCGAUUCGAUACCCUGGGGGAUAUGGCAGAUGCCUUGGAACGGGAAAAGGAGUAG